AUGAUGUCGUCGAUCGAUGCCGAUGAGGUUCGUCGAAGGAAAGAAUAUGCGGAGCGAAAAGUUCGCGAACGACACUUACAGCUUAAAAAAGAGGCGGACGAGCGAAGGAAAAUGUCGAAGGAGCAUAGAGAGAAAGUCCAAUCGCAGUUGAGACGCGAACAAGAAUUGCUGCAAAAACGAAUGCAGGCGUUAAACGAGGAUGAGGAGCGUAAGCGUGCGACGUUGGCGAAACAGCACGAGGCGACGUCGCGAAUCGCGAGUCUCACCAAAUCGCCGAAAUCGUUCGCGUUCGGCUCAUCGACACCGCGAACGCUGGCCUAUUUGGACAAUUUGCCGAAAAGCGAACAGCAAUACGAUAAGAAGUUGAAGCCGCUGAAUGAGUCGGGAAGCAGUAGCACAACGAGUCCACAAUCGCGAAGCGGUCGAUCAUCGUUGGCGCCGUCUCGUCCGCCACCGGCGGCGCACAAACCGGCGCCGACGCUAGCCAGCAUGACGACGUCGUUGUAUGUCACUUCGAGUGCGCCGACGACGCGAACGCGACCUCAACGACCGGCGAUGACGCCGUCGACUCGACGAGCCGCGCCGCUUCCAGCCACCUCGGCGGCAAUGACUCAAUCGUUCUUCACACCGUCUCGACCGAACGCGGCGUUUGCGAGAACGACGCGAGCCACUCCGCCGUCGCGAGGCGCCACACCGCCUGUACAACAGCAGCAGAGCAAAAAACCGCCGCGCGGGCGAACCGUCGCGCAGCGAGCCGAAGUCGUUAGGAAGCAGAAGGAGGAGGCGGUUAAAGCGGCGCCUUUGAAGAAAUCUGAGACGCGAAUCGCGCCUGAAGACGUUAAGAAGGACUCGGAGCCGGAAGUUGCUGCUGAGAUUGUCCACAAAGAGCCUGAAGUUGUGGAAGCUCCCAUUGUGAUUCUGAAGGAGGAGAAUGUUGAAGCUCAUAUUGAGCGAGAGGUCGAAGCGCAAGAAGAAGAAGCUCUCAAAAGGGCUUCAGAAGAAGCUCAUGCUCCGUUCGAGCCUAAAGUUGAAGUUCAUAGUGAGACUGAGGAGAAACAAGCCGAAGAGAUUCCAGCUCAAACUCAAUCCGAGCCGGAGUCAACUUCGCUUGAAGAUGAGCUGCAAGCAGCCGAAACUUCCUUGGAAGAGGAGCUGAAGGAUGCUGGAGCACUUCCUGAUAAGCAGCUUAUCGAUUUGAGUGGUCCGUCACUUGAGGAUGAGCUGAAUGCGGCUGAGCAUCCGCUUGACACGAUUCCCGAAGUGGAAACGUCGGUGACGGUUGAAUUGUGCGCGGCUCGCGUCGCUUCGCACGAAGUCGUCAUGUCGUGCGAGCCGACAAUGAAGAGCUCGGUGGAGACGACAUUCUCGAACGACGUCGAGACGGUGUCGAUGGACGCGAACCGAUUCGACGAGACGCUCGACUACACGGAGGAUUUGAGCAAAGAGCGUCCGCGCAAGAACUCCGAAUCACUGAACGCCUAUCUCGCUGAAGUCGAGCGGAAUCUGAAGCCGGGGUGCGGGCCGAUGGUUGCCGAGGCGAUGAUCGUCGUCUCGGACAACGUCGACAAGGAUGACGUUCGGGAAUUGGACUACAAUCAUCAUCAAAUCGUCGAUGACGACGACGAAGAGGCAGACAGCGGCAAAGCGUCGCCGACGAACUCGGAGACGUCGUCGACAAUCGACGACGUCACACCGAGGACGGUCGUCGAGCGUCAACCGAUGGCGCGAGUUGCGCGCGUCAAAACCGCCGACGAGAUUGCCGACGACGAGCGAAAAUUGCGCGAGGCCGAAGAGAAGAAGGCGAAAAUCGCGGCGAUUCUCGCCAAAUCGCGACAAAUGGCGCUGCCGACGGCGACGACGGCGAUGAUGAAUCUGCCGGGACAGGUGUUGGCGAAUGAUUCGCCAACGACGCCAAUUGCACCAACGGUGGCGGCACCGCCAACACGAGCUUCCAUCACGCCAUCAGCCGUUUCACCAAAUGCCGCACCAAAUUCGGAUGAGACGAUGUCGAGGACGAGGACGACGACGACGACGACUGACGGCAGCGGAACCGAGGCGGUGCUGGCGCGAUUGGCCGCCAAUCCGAAUUUGCCGUCGCUCGCGAAACUCUUGCAACGAAAACAGGGAAGCAAUCCGUCGUUAAAGACGUCGGAAUCGAAUGGCGGCGAGAUUUUCCCAUAG
This is a messenger RNA of Caenorhabditis bovis, 2181 nucleotides long. The record is from the annotation of a GenBank genome assembly. Lineage: Eukaryota; Metazoa; Nematoda; Chromadorea; Rhabditida; Rhabditidae.